AUGGAUGACUGUCAUGUACCAUUUGGUAAUGACGAGAGUUAUAGGGAAUUCUUGCUGCUUCUAUACGAAGGAGGAGGAGAAAAAGACGACCACGGCGAUAAUACCUCAGAAAUCCCUUUUGGCGAGGAUGAUAGUUACCGUGAGUUCCUCCUUCGUUUGUACGAAGAAGGAGGAGAAGAAGAAGAAGAGGACGGCAGAAAUGCCUUGGCACGUUGUGAAAUAGAAGAAGAAGAAGAAGAGGACAACGUAAAUGUCUUGGCACGUUGCGAAAUAGAAGAAGAAGAGAAGGACGGCGUGGAUGCCUUGGAACAGUUCAGCGAGAUAAAAGAAGAAGAACCGACCGACAAAACGUGCGGGGUAUGA
Molecule: messenger RNA, 363 nt
Organism: Syzygium oleosum
Lineage: Eukaryota; Viridiplantae; Streptophyta; Magnoliopsida; Myrtales; Myrtaceae
Exons: 1
Coding region: 1-363 (120 amino acids)
Source: RefSeq, a predicted model, not a curated record